AGUUCUCAUUCAUGAUUGGGUACGCAAUUUUCUUUCUUUCUGUCUUUAAUUAAUUUUGAUACGUUACAGGGACUUUGGAGGUUCGGCUUUGUGUGAGUGGAUUUAUGUUUGAUGGCUGAAGAUAAUAUAAAUUCAUCACUGGACUUGGAAACACUUGCGAAGGAGUCUGAGGGAGGAUGCCCUAUAAAAAGCAGCAAAAUAGAAGCAUUGGUUCUUCCUUCGGAUGGGAUUGGUUCAAGAAGAUACUCUACGGGAAAACAAAACUCUCAUCCCGGUAGUGAUCAAACUACCAAUCCUCACUAUCUCAGAGCCUCUACUGGUUCUUGCCAUGAUUUCUGCAAAUACGGAAGGAAUCAUUCUUCUGAACAAAAACCAGUCCUUCCUCUGCCACGAAGAAGAAAAAAACCUUUAAAUCAGAAGCCCAUUCCUGCAAGGGCUUCAGGGACUAGUGUGUCUGGGGCCCGUGAUUCCGAAGAAGCCCACUUUCAAACACCAGCUGAAAUCAUCAAAGAUGUAGUCUUUUUGCAGCCUAAGGAAGUCGAGUCUUCUCCAGUACAAGAUUUCUCAAAGUUGGAAAGGAAAAUAAAGAACAUGUCAUCUAAGGGCCAUUCACCUAAGCCAUUGACACGACCAUCUCUCUCUAAGAGUCUAGACAGCCUGAAACCAAGUUCAAGAAAAAGCUGGGAAAGAGAUGCCAACACUAAACCUGGCAGAAAGAAAGUCAUGGAACCCCUAACUGAUUCAUCAACCUCAAAGUCUUCAGUUAGUGAAGCAACAAAGCUGAGAGAACAGGUGAGUAAAGGCGUCGAACCCCUUACUGCCUCAUCAACCUCAAAGUCUUCAGUCAGUGAAGCAACAAAGCCUAGAAAACGGGUGAGUAAAGUGGUGGAACCCCUAACUGCUUCAUCCACCUCAAAGUCUUCAGUCAGUGAAGCAAUAAAGCCGAGAAAACGGUUGAGUUUGACCUCAACACCUAUGAAGAACCAAAAUCAAACGGGGGAAGCUGAUUGCGGGGCCAAAGAGGGAGUAUCUGAGAAAACAUUGCAUGUCAUCCAAAUGGAAGAUGUGGAGCCCACUCAAGAUGGUGGAAUUAUUGGUUCACUCUCAUCACCAGAAUCUUUAUUGUUGCCCGAAUCUUCAUCCGUUUCACACACUCCAGAUUCAAUCAUAGAAAGUAAGCCGAGCAAGACCAUGACUAAGUCCAAGCAGCCUGUUCUCCCUAAACCAGAUAUUCCAUCACCAGUGAAACUAAAAUUUAGGAGAGAAGACGGCAACAAGGAAGGUAAAGAUAAGACUUUGGAGUCUGUUGAUGAUCGCAGCACCUCAUCUCCCUUACCACCUUCCUCUGGAAAAGAAGAUGAGAAGAACAUAUCUGCUGACAGUAAGGGAGUUAAAAGUGGGGGAAGAAGUCAGAUCAAAACUUCUAAAAGGGGAAAUCUCAUUGUCGCUAGAGUUGAAACUCCUUUACCUGUGAAACUAAAGUUUAGGAGAGGAACGGUGGUGAAUCUCCAUCAAGAAAACAACAGUGGUCCGAGGAGACUAAAUUUUAGAAAAGGAAGGACUGUGAGAAAAAAUCCAGAAGACAAGGAUACUGUGGAUGGCAAAGAGGGGGGAGAACAAGAUGCCAAAGAGGCCGGACCUGAACUUGCAACCAGUAAAGGAGGAGAUGACAAGAAAAUAGGUUCUAACAGUAAUGGAGCCAAUCUCCAUAAUGAAAACAAGAGAUUUAGCUUUGCAAAGGGCGGAAGAGAUCUGAGGGAAAUCCAAGGGAGUAAGAGCAGUGACUCUGUGAAGAGGCGAAAUUCAAAGAAACGAACUGAGGGUGGAGAAAAUAGUAAAGAAGCGAUGGAGCCGAGGAAGGUGGUUUUGAGGCAUCACCAAGAUGUGCAGGAGGGAAAGAAAGACGGGCAGGGUUUAUUACUCAAUAAUGUUAUUGAAGAGACCGCAAGCAAGCUGGUCGAGAGCAAGAAGAGCAAGGUUAAAGCUUUGGUUGGUGCCUUUGAAACCGUGAUCUCUCUACAAGAGAAAAAACCAUCUGCUAGUUCAGCUUCUUGACAGAAUAAAAAACUCUGCUCCAAAACACAGAAAUUUGUUUUAUACUGAAUAUUCUUUCUUACCACUUUCAACAGGAUGCCACAGAAGAAUACUCUUCUUGAAAUUUGUUUUACUGGUUUGAAAACCACCCCUGUUAGCUAAUUAUUUGGGGGAUUAGAGAAAAAAAAUUCCUUUUUUGUUUUGUUCUCGGGGGAGUUUUCCGGUUUUGUUGGCUCAGUUUUUGGUCAUUUUGUUUUGAAACAUGCAAAAUUGAAAACCAAAGCGAGUUGCUUAAAACCGUUUUGGUUUGGUUAUGUUCGGUCAGUUUUGGUCGGUUUUGGGUAUGUUUUAGUACGUUUUUGUCGGUUUCGGUAGGGUUUUUUCGUCCAUAAACCUUAAACUACAAAUCAAAUCGCUAAUGAAUGGGUUGGUUUUGG
Molecule: messenger RNA, 2471 nt
Organism: Cuscuta campestris
Lineage: Eukaryota; Viridiplantae; Streptophyta; Magnoliopsida; Solanales; Convolvulaceae
Source: the annotation of a GenBank genome assembly